Molecule: messenger RNA, 1791 nt
Organism: Arabis nemorensis
Lineage: Eukaryota; Viridiplantae; Streptophyta; Magnoliopsida; Brassicales; Brassicaceae
Source: the annotation of a GenBank genome assembly
AUGAGACCUUCAAAAUGCAUUCGUCUUGCGUUUACAAGGAUAUCUCCAUCUAAAUACAUCCGAGACACCGCGUUUCGAUCAUGUCCUUCUCGUUUCUUGAGCUGCAGAAACCAAAACAACAAUCUCCCAAAUCCGGAUACGAAUGGAAUCAACAAUACAACAAAUGCUGUGCCAUCUUCUACCGACAGGCAAAACUCUGUCGCAGCUCGAGUUGUUUCUGAGGCUAGUAGAAGUCUCUCUUUCUCCACAACCUGCACAAAUGGCACGACAUUGGAUCAAAUCAUCGCCAAGAACGGCUUCAAUGUGAAACCUUUGACCGUUGAGAGGUUAAAAGGAGAUGAGAAAGCGAAAGAGGUGAUCAAUGGAAAUGAUGACAAAACCGCAAGUAAAGAUGGUUUUGAGGGUACUAAGAAAAAUGAAGUCGAGGAAGAGGCGUGGAGAUUACUAAGGGAAUCAGUAGUGAAAUACUGCGAUUCGCCUGUAGGAACGAUGGCUGCUAAUGAUCCAACUGAUACAGCACCAUUGAAUUAUGAUCAGGUCUUUAUUAGAGAUUUUAUACCUUCAGGUCUGGCUUUUUUGCUGAAGGGAGAAAGCGAAAUUGUUCGAAACUUCCUUCUUCACACAUUGCAGUUGCAGAGUUGGGAGAAAACAGUUGAUUGUUAUAGUCCAGGACAAGGAUUAAUGCCUGCGAGUUUCAAAGUCAGAACGUUACCACUUGAAGAGGACAAGGCGUACGGGAAAAUCACAGGCGAUUACUCGCUGCAAGAAAGGAUAGAUGUGCAGACAGGGAUAAAGAUGAUUGCAAACCUAUGUUUAUCUGAUGGGUUUGAUAUGUUUCCCACUCUGUUGGUCACUGAUGGCUCUUGUAUGAUAGACCGGCGUAUGGGUAUCCACGGUCACCCUCUUGAGAUCCAAGCUUUGUUCUAUUCCGCUCUUCGGUCUUCUCGUGAGAUGUUAACUGUAAACGACAGCUCCAAAAACCUUAUGAAGACAAUUAACAACAGGCUCAGUGCAUUAUCAUUUCACAUCAGAGAGAACUAUUGGGUUGACAAAAGCAAAAUCAACGAGAUUUACCGUUACAAAACAGAGGAGUACUCAAUGGAUGCAACCAACAAGUUCAAUAUCUACCCGGAACAGGUUUCUCCAUGGUUAAUGGACUGGAUUCCUGAAGGUCCUAGAUCUGGAUUCCUUGUAGGAAACCUCACUCCUGGUCACAUGGACUUCAGGUUCUUCACUCUUGGAAACCUCUGGUCAAUCAUAUCUUCCUUAGGAACACCGAGACAGAACCAAGCUAUAUUGAAUUUGAUUGAAGAGAGAUGGGAUGAUAUCAUUGGUCAUAUGCCACUUAAGAUUUGUUAUCCGGCUUUGGAAUCUUCAGAGUGGCAUAUAAUUACCGGAAGCGAUCCGAAGAACACGCCUUGGUCUUACCACAAUGGCGGAUCAUGGCCAACACUUCUCUGGCAAUUCACAUUGGCAUGCAUCAAGAUGGGUAAACCAGAAUUAGCAGAAAAAGCAGUUACUUUAGCAGGGGAGAGGCUUCAAGCGGACCGUUGGCCUGAGUACUACGACACAAGAGACGGGAAGUUUAUCGGAAAAAAGUCCAGGCUUUACCAGACAUGGACAAUUGCUGGUUUCUUAACUUCAAAGCAGCUAUUGCAGAAUCAUGAAUUAGCAUCUUCACUGUUCUGGGAAGAAGAUCUUGAGCUUCUAGAGACUUGUGUUUGUGCACUCACUAAAUCAGGCAGGAAGAAAUGUUCCCGCGCCGCAGCAAAGUCUCAGAUUCUUAUCUAA